Manduca sexta (tobacco hornworm) is the source of this 962-nucleotide messenger RNA. RefSeq names its product transmembrane protein 126A-like. Gene Ontology annotation, biological process: mitochondrial respiratory chain complex I assembly. NCBI's taxonomy places the organism in Eukaryota, Metazoa, Arthropoda, Insecta, Lepidoptera, Sphingidae. The record is from RefSeq and is a predicted model, not a curated record. Gene Ontology annotation, cellular component: mitochondrion.
AUGAAAAACAGUUUUCUGUCAAAUAUGCGGCUUUUGUAGGUUAAGUUAGAUUGAAUAACAAAAUAUCUAGUAUUUACAGUGUUUAAUGCGUAAUUUUUUUAAAUGAAAGUGACUAUCAAUAAAACUCCGUAUUAAAAGUGCCGGAUUAAUAAAUAAAUUAGAAUGGCAUUAAUGAAAUCGAAGGAAAUACCAAAAGGUGCAGUGGUUAUAGAUGAAUUUGAAGCCACCGUGUAUGCUUGGGACUUGGUGAAUAAUUGGAAAUCUGUGAAGGAUAAAUGGGCCCUUGAGUACGGACCAUUUGUGCUAGGUGGUAUCAAUGCUCUAUCAGGAGUGUUAAUAAACAGCCAUUAUCGUGGUAAGUUGAAGUUAGGAAACUACGGGUAUUUCGCGUCUGUGAUACCCAUUUCUGUAAUGCCGGGGAUUAUGACUCCAGCGCUCCACAGACAUUUGGUGUCAACAGAUAUAUUGUUGAUGAAGAGUGCUUGUCCAAUCUGCUAUGAAAUGAGAGCUACAGCCAUACAACUUGGGCUUGGCAUAGCAUAUCCCAUGGUGUUGGCCCCACUAACUGGACUCAUGCUGGCCAGCAGAUACUCAACAGCCAGGAUGCCCAGUUUGUUUGAAGGUCCAAGAGUGGUUUUGAAAUUCGUGCACAAGCUGACAAGACCAUUUACAGGCACAUUAACAGCCAUCGCGAUUUUCCAAUCUGUGGCAGCAGCAAUACUUACGCAUUUUGAAAUGAAAAAUAAUUUCACAUUGAGGCAUAAAAUAGAGGAGAUUGAACGCAGACUAAUAGCAGAGAGGGCCGAGAGGGGUGGAGGUGUUAACAGUUGAAAUGGGAAGUAUUAAUUUAUGUUGAUUGUAUAUAGAUCUAGUAAUAUUAUAUGUUUUUGUUUUAAAGUAGUUUUUGUGGUACUUACUUUUCCUUUUUUAGGAGCUCCUACUCCAUUCCCUUGAACAGAAAA